AUGUUGAUCUUAUCACUAGCAUUGGCUGUUAAUAGCAUUGGAUUAGCUGUUGGUUUUUUUGCUACACCCGAUAUUGAUGUCAAAGUCUAUCCAACAUGUCGUCUUGACACCAAUUGGUGUUUUAUGGUUUUCCUUCUCGAAUAUGAUGGAGGGUUGGGAACUUUUUUCUCUGACUAUGAUUUUGUUGGCGGUUUAGGCAGAUUUUGUUCAUCGCAUAAGAAAACAGCAUCUGUUGGUAAAACAUUUAAAAUGCCUUUAAAUGGACUCCUACUUAGUCGGACGCAUUAUGAAAUAGUUCUAGGUAUUCGACACAAUUGUACAGAAACUGGAAAUGUUCAUGAUCAUGUUAUUUAUGAGGAGGAUGUGUUGAAGAGCAAACCAAAGAUUGCUUUUACGGUUAAACCGGAUAUUACCGGUCAAGGCAUGUCAUAUGAGAAGGAUACAUGGAAGGCUUGGAUAAGGACAAAGUUUGGGGCUUUAGAUAUUAAGGGUUUUGAGGAUGGUGAUUUUUCGUUUGAUACUUACAACUUAGAGGCACUUAAAGGGGGUACGGGCUAAUUAAAAUUUGUUGGAAAAAAAUAUACCAUUUGAAAGAGGAGGUUUCGUUUAGUAUGUUCCCAAUUUUUUAGAAUUUUUUUUCACGUUUGAAUACCAUUUUUUCACGCGCAAACACAAAAAAGUUGCGCUCGACCUCAGAGAAAUAGCAUGCAGAAAAGGGAGACACAGCGCAUAGAAGCCCCGCCCCCCCCCCCUUUUUUUUUUUUUUUUUUCUUGUUCGUUUUUGCUUAUUAAUUUGUUUGUUUUUGAAUGUUUUGAACUCAAUUUUUUUUGGUUUUUUUCGGAAAAUGAGAAAGAGAAUGAGAAUGUGAUGAGAUUUUCCGUCUGGAAGCGGAGGUGUGAAAAAAUGGCUAUGAAAAAGGAAUGAAAACAUACAAUAUGGAUAAAAACGUGUAGGUGAGUUGUAAAAAUAGAGUAUACCUGGAAAUGUUUUGGACUAAACUUUUUUGAUCUCAUGAUCUUGAAAUUCAGCGCGUGCGCGAAGAAAUUUUUUACAGUUUUUAUUUUCAUAUUCAAGUUUUCCAUGUUUUAUUUUGUUUUUUUUUUUGCUAGAACUUUGGUAUUUGUAUUUUUUUCAGAAUGAACUCGGGAAGAAAAAUUUUUAAUAGAAUCUGUGCUAUAUGCGAAAUUCCAACAGAUAGAAGUCUGAUGAUACGAGUACCGACAAGCGAGCGAAAACUUCGCCAAUGGAGCUUGAAGUUCGGUGAAGGGUUCAAAGAGAGAAUUUCGAAGUGUUCAAUGGUUUGCGUGGACUGCGAUGCAAAAUGUUCUGGCAAUAAGAACAAUUCACUUCGCGUGAGUUUCAUUGUUUUAUGAGGGGGGGGGGGGCGCAAAAAUCUUAUUUUCCUGCGGAAUUCGAAAAUCUUUUGAAUCCCUUAUUGAAUGUGAUUAGACCUAAGAUCCUGAUUUAUUUGAUGAAUCCGAACAUCUUCCGAUUUCAAUGCUGGAUCCAGCAAUCUUCCAGUUUCCGUUCCUCAUUUCCUUGAUGAAUCCGAACAUCUUCCGAUUUCAAUGCUGGAUCCAGAAAUCUUCCGGUUUCCGUGAUGGAUUUGACUAGACCGAAGUUCCUGAUUUCCUUGGUGAAUCCGAAAAUCUUCCGAUUUCAAUGAUGGAUCCAAAAUUAUUCGAUUCCCACGAUGAAUUUGAUUCACGCCAAUAGAAAUUUUCAGAUUAGAACUCCGAAUCGAUCAUCACAUUCAUCUCAUGGUUUGUCGUCGUACAAAGAAGAACAACUUGCCGAAUCUGACGAAUCUUGCGGCAAUGAAGAUGAUGACAAAAACCAAGAUCCUGACGUAUGGUAAUAAACAAAAAAAAUAUUUAUUUAUAUUUUUCAGUUUAUUCCGCCUGAACCUUGCACAACAUCGAUUGAGUACCUUAUUUGUGAUAUGCGUAACGUUUUGCCAUAUAUAAGAAAAUGCUACAAAUGUUUAGAGAAAGGGGUUCACUCUGAUGCAUCAAUAAGUAUUGAUACUCAAGGAGCAACAGUGAAGGUACCGUAAAUUUGAAAGAAAAACUUCAUUGAACCAGGUUUCUCGCUUCUUAUAGGCUAAGUUAGUAUGUUUCCGUUGUGCUCACGCGUGGAAUUGGUGUUCGUCGAUUGCUAUUGACGAAAAUCGACCUGGUCGAAAACAACAGUGUCUCAACCUAGAUAUAGCAACAGCAAUUGUUGUUUCGGGAAAUGGGAUUUCUGUGAGCUUUUCGCUAUAAAGUUCUUACGAAUUGCAAGUUUUUUAGGAGAUUAACUCACUUUUCGACGUAUUAGGAAUGCCAAAAAAUUUCGAAAGAUUCGUUCUAUUCAGUGCAAAACCAACGUAUAUUCCCAACAAUAAACCAAUUUUUCAUCCAGCACGAAGAGAAGGUUUUCAAAAUUAUUGUAGAGAAUCUGAAAAAGGUGGAGACUAUUGCAAGGCAAAUUACAAAAAUGUUUUUUAGUUUGGGUGUUGUCAUAUUUGUGGGGAUGGACAGUUCGACAGCAGAGGAUACUCUGCAUGUUAUUGCCGAUACACAAUACAAGAUAUUCGUACCAAAUUGAUCCUCACGAUGGUCGUUUCAAGAAAAGAAAGAGGAGGUCAGAAUUUCAUUUUGAACUGAAAAUAAUCAUUAUUUCAGGAAGUUCGCCGAACUUGGAAAAUAUUGGACAUCUUGAAGCAAUGAAUAAAUUGAUUGUCAAACUGGAAAAUCUAGGAUUCAAAGAUGCUAUUGGUUCCUUCACAUCCGAUAGAUGUUCUUCGAUGGAAAAACAAAUGGCACUUCAUUUUCCAAAAAUAGCACAUGUUUUCGACAUGUGGCAUUUUAUUCGUUCAAUUGUUAUGGAAAUCAAAAUGGUGAUUGUUUGAAUCAAAAAUAUGCUUCCAGAGUUAUGAAUAGAACAAAUAAUUCAUUUUAAAAUUAUCUCCUUCAAACUAUUGUCAUGAUAUACCAUAAUUGCAGAGAAUACAUCAAAAACAAUUUGCGGCUAUGAAACCUUGGUGUCGUGAUAUGAUCAAUCACUUGUACCAUGUCAUCACUAAUUCAAAUGGUGAUGGUCAACGUACUUAUGAACAUCUUUCAUCGUUUUUCCAUCAUUGCACAGAUCGCCACGAACAAUUCACGGUAUUUGCGAUAAUUUCAUCAGAAAAAAGUUUAUAUAUCUGUGUUUCAGAAAUUGGAGGGUGCAAAAGAUACAAAAGCUGCAAAAAGUGGGAAAAAUGUUGCAAAAAAUGGAAAAGAAGUUGCAAAAUGUGGGAAAGGCGAUUCAAAUUUUGAAAAGUUCAAAAAAUGUCAACAUCCUCCUGUCCGAACUGCAAACGCUCCGCCAUAUUUGAAUUUGGCAAAACCGUCUGAUAAAAAAGCGUGGGAAUUGAUGAAAGAUAUUAUCAUGACGCCAAAAAGAUCUAAAGAUAUUGGAAAAGUUUCUUCGCAUUGCUCAACAAGUGCUCUGGAAAGUUUUCAUUCCAUUGCCACGAAGUAUGCACCAAAGCAUAAAUAUUAGUGAGUUUCCCAAUUCUGCUGUUCUGAAAACUACUACGUAUAAUACAUAUCACUGAGAGUUUAUUUCAGUUCAAAAAGCAGUCAUGAAAUUCGUUCAAAAAUUGCCGCGAUUGAUUGGAACUGCAAACAACUUGAUGAGAUGAAUGGUUUGCGACCAGUCAUUGGACGGAAAAAAGUUUUUUGUAAAACAAAGCAAGAAGAAGUUUUCAAAAAAUUGAAAGCUCCGGCCAGCAUGACUUGGCGCAGAGAAAUAAGGGAUGCUGUUCGAACCACAUCGCUUGUUGAUCUCAAAGCAAUGCCGGAAAUUCAAUAUUCUACUGAAUCGGAGUACGAGGAAUCGGAUGUUUCUGAAAAUGAGGCUGAUGAAAAUUUAAGUGUUAUUUUUCUUUACAUCUUUUAUUCGAAAAUUUCAGCAUAAUCACAAAAUUGGCAUGUCUCUUCAACUUCUAGAUGAUCCCGAAAAAUCCGACAGCGAAUUGGACUCUGAAUCGGAAGACUGA
Caenorhabditis angaria is the source of this 4028-nucleotide messenger RNA. NCBI's taxonomy places the organism in Eukaryota, Metazoa, Nematoda, Chromadorea, Rhabditida, Rhabditidae. The record is from the annotation of a GenBank genome assembly.